Molecule: messenger RNA, 2227 nt
Organism: Musa acuminata AAA Group (dessert banana)
Lineage: Eukaryota; Viridiplantae; Streptophyta; Magnoliopsida; Zingiberales; Musaceae
Exons: 6
Coding region: 219-1940 (573 amino acids)
Source: RefSeq, a predicted model, not a curated record
AUCCCCAAAGUCGGAGAAGGACGAAGUGACCUCGGGAAGUCCUCCGAAUCCUCUCCGCCCUCCUCGCCAAAUCCGGAUUCGGGCUCCAACCCCUAGUUUUGCGAUUAGACCUUUUGGUUCGUCGGAAUCUAGAGUGGAGGAGGCUGACAGCGUGGAGAGGUUGCCGGGAUCUGCGAUCUAGGGCUUUCGGGCGGCCUUUCCCUUUGCUGGAUUGUUUGAUGGUUCAGUUGAGGAGUUACGAGAAGCUGCGGCCGGAUUCGGGGCUGCCGAUUACGAAGCCGACGCCGGCGCCUGCGGCGGCCGGGGUGAAGUUGGAGAUUGAGGACCAGUUGGAGGACGAACAUGGGCCGCUCGACAAGAGGCCCAAGAUGGAAACUUCUCCGCCCCAGCCGGUGGAUCUAUCUUGUUCUUUUUCUUUUCUUGUUUCAAGCGAAAGCCUCAUUCUUUGGCAUUCUCUGGCUUUGAUUGCAGAUGAUUCUCGAUGGGGAAUUGGUGGAAGUAUGCCUCCAACAGAGCUCAUUCAAAACAAUCUGCUAAAUGAGCCUAGCCCAUUGGGUCUUCACCUGCGGAAGAGUCCAUCACUGCUGGACUUAAUUCAGAUGAGGUUGUCCCAAGCAAGUGCGAGUGUGAAGUCAUCUGUCAUGAGGAAUGAGAGCUUAGAGGAUGUGAAAAAUGAAGAUUUUAAGUCUACUGGUGCUUUAGCCAACAUUGAGAAGAUGAAAGCAUCAAACUUUCCAGCUUCCCUUUUAAGGAUUGGAACGUGGGAGUAUGCAUCAAGGUAUGAAGGAGAUUUAGUAGCCAAGUGCUACUUUGCAAAGAGGAAGCUUGUCUGGGAGAUUCUUGAAGGUGGUCUUAAGAGCAAGAUUGAGGUCCAGUGGUCAGAUAUCACAGCCCUUAAGGCAACUUGUCCAGAGCAUGGUCCAGGGACUUUGGAUUUAGUGUUGGCUAGGCAGCCUCUUUUCUUUAGGGAGACUAAUCCACAGCCUAGAAAGCAUACCCUGUGGCAGGCUACUUCAGAUUUCACUGAUGGGCAAGCAAGCAAACACAGGAGGCAUUUUCUGCAAUGUCCGCAAGGUUUAUUAAACAAGCAUUUUGAGAAGCUUAUCCAAUGUGAUCCACGAUUAUAUGCACUAAGUCAAGAACUUGAUAUCAUUUUGAAAAGCCCAUUUUUUGAACCAAAGAUCUCUAUGUUUGAGGACCCAGAUGAAUAUAAGUGCCACCCAUUUGAUAAGCUGAAGGAUGAAUAUGGAUCUGCAAUUCAAAAUUUUCAAGAUUCUGCAUUGGCUUGUGCUGGCACAUCAAUUUCUGCCAAGAGUGAAAUCAGAGAAUCUACUGGUGCAUUAUCUGAUAUUUCUAUCGGCAAAAUCCACUCACCAAGCUCAGUGAUGGAUCAUAUUUCAGUGGAAACUGAUGAGAGAAAGAACCAUAACUGCUGGGAUGAGUUAAAGUACGCUGGACUCAAGCCUUCGAUGUCAAUUAGUGACUUUGUAAGUCAAAUAGAAAAUUGCAUUUCGGAGCAAAUCAGUUCGGGGAAUCCACAAUUACCUGGUACUAUACCCGACAAGAAAAUGUUGGAAGAGUUGGCUCAAUGCCUCUUCAGCGAUUCCCAGAUGCCCACCUCUGAUGAAAAAACUGUCAUGACGAAGGUAAACUCGUUUUGCUGUCUUCUUCAGAAGGAUGCUGCCUCAGUCCAAAGCCAUCAGAUGAAUGCUGGUGGCACUUCAGCUGAUGAUAGUGGCUCCCAGGAUGGUGUGUCAGAGAAGCACACACAUUCUCUUGAAGAUGAGUUCGACAAUACCUCAGGUCUCAAGACACUGGCAAACAUCUCGAGGAAAGAUUCGUUCGGGGAGCUGCUGAUGCAUCUCCCUCGUGUCGCCUCAUUGCCUCAGUUCUUGUUCAAUAUCACAGAAGAUGAAGAAGAUAGCUGUCCAUCAAACUGACUUUCUCCCAGAUGAACAUUUAGACUGUAUCUUUCCCUCUUUUUCUGUAUAGAAAUGGUAUAAAUAAAUAUUAGGGUUUCAGAAGUUGAUAACAGGAUGAAGUUCCAUCAAUGUAUAUGUGCUUUCAUGAAGUGUAUGUAUAUGUGUAUUUGGUCAUGUUGCUGGAUAAGCUGUGUUGGAAGCCCAAACUUUGGUGAUGCUAUUGGCCAAACCGGCUGAAGAAUUGUACUCAGUCACCUUUGUAAGACUUCAAUCGUACUUUUCAAUGUAGGCCUCAUUUUUCUUCA